CGAAACGUCAUACAGACGAGCUAUAUGUUCGACCAGCUUUAAAAGUAAUUCUAGACACUAAUCUCUAUACAGCACCGUUAUCACAUAUUCAACCUAUAUUCUACAGCACAGUACUCCGAAACAAGCAGAACAAGCAAACAGCAAAAUGCCACUUCCCCGAAGCCGCAUCACAUCCCUCACCCACCUCUCUCACCUAUGCCCAACCACCACAACCACCCUCACAACCACACCUCGAUCGCAAACGCAAGCAACCCGCCCAAUUUCCAUAAGCGGUGCCUACAACAAACUCUUCAAAAAAUGGCGCGGCAUGCCCCCCCAGGAACACGCCGUCGACCGCACAAAGCACAACGCCGACACCACAGACCCCGAGACCAAAGCCUCUGGUCUCGGAAUGGAAGAGCGAGAUCGCAAGGAGGGCAUUGCAGAUCGGUCGCAGAGCCAGGCGACUACUGAGCGUGGGGGUUCGGGGUAUGGGAGGAAGGCGAAGGAGGAGCAUCCGAAGGCGCCGGAGCCGGUUAUUGGCAUGAAUGAUGAGAGGGCUCAGGUAUGAUUUCUUUUGUUUCUUUUUGGGAGGGUCUGGGGGUGGGCGGUAUGCUGACA
Molecule: messenger RNA, 600 nt
Organism: Aspergillus ruber CBS 135680
Lineage: Eukaryota; Fungi; Ascomycota; Eurotiomycetes; Eurotiales; Aspergillaceae
Exons: 1
Coding region: 146-550 (134 amino acids)
Source: RefSeq, a predicted model, not a curated record